GAAGUGACGAGCAACCUAACAAUCACCUGCAAUCCUAGACCUUCAUCAACUGUCCUCAAACAAACCAAACCAAACAGCAUAAUUGGCUAAGUUACCAUCAUCACCAGCUGUUAGCCGGUGGAUCCCACCAACAGGACCAAAUGAUCAAAUUUUCAGUCUUUUUUUUCUUCUUAAGGCUGUUUAUUUAAAAGCGUGUUAUUGACCAUCCACUUUCCCUCCCCAAUCAAACAACGCUACAGCCGCCGUCGCCGUCACCACCACCACCUCCUCCUUCUCCUUCUCUAUUUCUCUUCUUUUUCGCAUUACGAUCAGAAACCGUUUUGCUUCAAGAUAUUAUUUCGCUUUAGCUAAAACGAGGUUUCGUUCACCUACUACUGUUCUGUAACUUCACUGAUCUGUUUAUUUUUAAAUUUUUUUUUUUCGAUUAAUUAUCUUCCGUUCGUCUACAUUUCGAUGAAAGCUAACUGAAGCGACAAUGAAGUUGAAUGAAGCAGUAGAGAUAUCAGUAGUUGUAGUACUGGUUGUACUAACCUCAGCGCCAUGGCGCGUUUACUCGGAGAAGCGUCCGCAACCUCUUCUCGUGAACAUGACUCUGGUUGAAAACGCUUCAGCUAUUGGCGCCUUUUGUUUGGACGGCAGUUUGCCGGCUUAUCAUCUGCACAGAGGAUUCGGUGCUGGAGCAGCAAACUGGUUGCUACAGUUUGAGGGUGGUGGGUGGUGUAAUGAUAUUCCGUCCUGUUUAGAGAGAGCCCAAACACGGCGUGGAUCGACGCGUUACAUGAUCAAACGGGAGGUCUUUUCUGGAAUUCUAAGUAACAAUGCCUCUCUUAAUCCAGAUUUCUACAACUGGAAUCGUGUAAAAAUUAGAUAUUGUGAUGGAGGUUCGUUUGCUGGAAAUGCCGAGUUUGACAAUGGGACGUCAUUACUUUAUUUCAGAGGGCAAAAAAUUUGGGAAGCAAUCAUUCUCGAUCUUCUACCUAAAGGAUUGGGAAAUGCCAGAAAGGCUUUGCUUUCAGGUUGCUCUGCUGGGGGCUUAGCGACCUUUAUGCAUUGUGACAACUUAACCAAAAUUUUACCGAAUGCCACCGUGAAAUGCUUGAGCGACGCUGGAUUUUUCUUGGAUGAAAGAGACGUAAGUUUGAACCAUACAAUAAGAUUCUUCUACAAAGCUCUCGUUGAACUACAGGGGAUAGAACAAAAUUUGAAUCAAAACUGCACAGAAUCCCUCUUUUUUCCCAAUCUGUGUUUUUUCCCACAGUAUGCCUUGAAGUAUAUUACAACACCUUAUUUCAUUUUGAACUCAGCCUACGAUGUAUUCCAAUUUCAUCACAUACUGGUUCCACCUUCUGCUGAUUUACGUGGGCACUGGAAGCACUGCAAGCUUAAUCCAGCAGAAUGUAACACAGACCAGAUAGAUAUACUGCAAGGUUUCAGGCGUGACAUGCUUAUAGCUUUGAGAUUAGUUAAGUAUUCAAGACGUGAUGGAAUGUUCAUAAAUUCGUGCUUCGCUCAUUGCCAAAGUGAGUCACCAGAUACUUGGUUUGCAGUUGAUUCCCCCAGAAUAAACAAUAAGACAAUUGCAGAAGCAGUUGGUGAUUGGUAUUUUAGCAGAAGGGUAACCAGAGAGAUUGACUGUGGAUAUCCUUGUGAUAGUUCUUGCCGUAACCUAAUACCAUAAAUUCAGGUUGAAUAGAUGAAGAGCAAAAGUGGCAGGUCCAACAUAACAUUUAGACGGUAAAUAAUUCUUGAUUUCCGAAAGUGGAAGAUGCAUUAAUUGCUGCUACAUAUAUUAUAACUUAAUUACUAGAAAAUGGAUAAUCAAAGCAUACAGAGAAGAAACAAAAGAUAGCCAUGGAAUACACAUUUUUUAGCAAAUUUAUCACUUGAUAAAAGGUUUGAUUAUUGUUUCUCCACCAAAAUAUUAGGAAGGAAAUUCACAAAGAAGAUGAAUCUCCAUACUUUUAACUAGUUGGAUUUAUGUGAUUUGGUGCUACAUUCUAAUAGUUGAAGUCUUAUUGUUUUUGUGGUUUGGAUUCUUAUUUUUUCUUCUGUAAUUUAAAAACAGUAUGAUAUUUGCAUGUGUAAAUAUGAAUAAUAAUAUUUUUUAUUAUACA
Messenger RNA from Mangifera indica (mango), 2114 nucleotides. RefSeq names its product pectin acetylesterase 9. The transcript has 13 exons. The coding region runs from base 476 to 1678 and encodes 400 amino acids. The record is from RefSeq and is a predicted model, not a curated record. Gene Ontology annotation, molecular function: hydrolase activity. Lineage: Eukaryota; Viridiplantae; Streptophyta; Magnoliopsida; Sapindales; Anacardiaceae.